This is a messenger RNA of Acipenser ruthenus (sterlet), 2730 nucleotides long. RefSeq lists its product as uncharacterized. The transcript has 6 exons. The record is from RefSeq and is a predicted model, not a curated record. Bases 251 to 790 code for a protein of 179 amino acids. NCBI's taxonomy places the organism in Eukaryota, Metazoa, Chordata, Actinopteri, Acipenseriformes, Acipenseridae.
UUGACAAAGAAAACAGAAUACCGCAGGUUUCGGGAUUUAGAGUAUAGCCGCCAUUACAGAAAGAAGAAAGCUGGAGAGUAGAAUAUAUAUACAUAUAUAGAAUCUAUCUAUCUAUCUAGACUUUUUUUUUGCAUACAAACCACAUUUUAUAUAUAUAUCUAUUUAAAAAUAGUUAUUUAUUUUGGGGGGGUGGUUGACGGUGCAUUUUUAUUUUAUUUUAUUUUAAUAAUACGGGACAUAGUUCAGCGAGAUGGAACAGGAUAUAGAGCAGCCUAUGGAGCAGACAGAAACCAGACCUGCUGCUUCAGAGGGAACCCCAUCUGAAAACAAAAUGAGAGGCAGCGGUUCGAAAAACAGAGGGCGAGGAGGAUGGAUGGGGCGAGGAGGACGGAUGGGGCGAGGUGGACGGAUGGGACGAGGUGGGAGAGGCAUGAUGAUGAAGGGACAGGGGCCUCCAGGACGAGAGAGAGCCAGAGGUAGAGGGGGCGCCAUGAACGGAUUCAGGCCCGGAAGGUACAGCAGACGAGGCAUGGGGAGAAUGCGACCGUUCCCUGACCCCCAUGGUCGAAUGGGGAGGAGGGGUUGUCCUAUGGGCCUGCCCCCACCACCUCCUCCACCCCCCCAUAUGAGGGGACCCUACCCACCCAUGCACAGACAUGGCCUCCCUCCUCUACCUCCCCCAGGACACAUGGGCUUCAGAGGGAGACCGCCACACCCCCGGGGCAGGGGGCUGUAUCCCAGACCACGAGGUCCCUUUCAUCCAAGGGGGGUAACAUUAUCACCCUUUUGAAGCCCACGGGAGACGGCAUGCAGACCCUUGAGGAGCACACAGCAAGCACCUAACUGAGGUGAGACUGUUUUUGUGUACCAUCAUUCUUGCACCGUGAGUUUUAAAGGGACGGUCAGCCUUUUUCUUAAACGUCACCGAAAAUAAGAAACGAAUAAUAAGAAAAGCGAUCGCUGCGUUAUUCGUUGUUCACUAGCAGUUUUGCCCCCUGCUAACAUUUGUGUUGUAAUAUGUAACUUCCACUCGCAAACUGAUUUAAUUAGGAUGAACAACUUAACACAAACGCACAUCACUAAUAAUAAACAAACUGCCUAUGAUUUCCUCAUGAAUUACAAUAAAAAAUACUGAAGCAAAUUAUUCGAAUUAUUGUAAUGUAAAAUGUAUAUUAUUUCCUUGGGGGUGCCAGUCUGUAUUGGUACAUUUAAAUGUCUAAGACGUGCUUGCAGAGUGUACACCUUCUACUAUUUUUAAUUCAUUAUUUCCAUGCAGUUCUCUUACAGCCAUUUUUUUCUGUUGGCACCUACCGAGUCACAGGACACCACAAACACAAUGGUAUAGCCUGCGGGACAGACAGGACUGUGGCAGCUCUGAGUUAUCUGUAGCGCAUGCCUAGCAGCGCUGUAAAGGAUCCUACUGUACACAAUAGAGUAUGUCAUUCCUAAUGAUCAUUUAUGACCGCUUGGACACUUAUAUACUGCAUUGCAAAUGAACAUUUAAAUACAUAAAUAAAAUGGUUAGCAAAUACAUUUUUGGACCGGUAACAAACAUUUGAUCCUACUACAGACCCUGCUUUUGCAAGUAAAAAAACACAUUUUUAGAAGUAAAGUCAUACCUAUUUAAAACAUGCCAGUGUGCAUUUAACAGCUUAUUUCACAUCUUGGAUUACUUAACCUAAAUUCACAGUAGUCCAAGAUUAGUGUUAGUCAGGGUCUAUUAAACCAGCGGUUUUAUUUGUAAAUAGAACUAGUGCACAGCCAGUUAUAAAAAGUGCAGCAUUAGAAAAGGGUGAGUUUGCCUCAACUGACAGGGUUGACCCUCCCAUUUAACUCCAGCUAUUAAUAUACCGAAGUUUUGUGACAGUUGUUUUUGAGAGUUUGAUAGGUGCAGACCAAGAGGACCUGAAUAAAUGAAGCAGGUGUUGUAAGAUCUGUAUUGCCAUUCAAUGGAAGGAAACAAAUUAGCAGUCAUGGCACUAACUACACAAUAGGCUAGAUUGGAGAUGAGAUGUUCAGAAAUACUUUAAUAGUUACUGAGGCCCAUGGGGGGGAGGGGAGAUGGCUAUGAUAUUCACCCUGCUACUGCACAGAGCAAUGGUAAACCAAGUUGUUGAAACAGAUGACAUCCUUUAAAACAGCCUAUCUGUACCAAUACAAGUGUUGUUUUUUUCAUUUACUCCACUUAAUGAUGCACAAAUAGCUCAUAUAUAAUCAAAUGUUAUCUAUUUUUUAAAACAUUUACAAAAUUGCUCAGUACUGACCUCUGUUGCCCCCUUGUUGCCAUUUCAAGCAACAACAGGUGCUUAUUUCUUCUGUGGAGCCACAUUACACAGUACAACACAGUGUAACACAAGCCAGAUGUAUUUUACUUCGAUACCUGCAGUAUGCUAAAACUUUAAAUAUUUUUAGAGCUGGGAAGGACACGUCAAGGCUACAUUUUAUUUCUUAACAUAGCCAGCUUAAGACAUUACAUCUUGUUUACAGCAGAUUUGUGUCAGAGCUGGUUUAUAUCAGCUGGUCGUGAGGCCUGCCUGGAGGUGAUCAGAAAUGUAACAAAGUUGGGUCUACAACUUGCCCGUGUUAGCAUCCAUAUUGUAUCCCCAUGAUAUAUGUUUCUUACGUGAAGACAAAGUUUUUUUAUUUAUGUAGAGCAGUCGAAAGUAAUCCUGCUUCAACACAAACUUUAUUUGUACAUUUUUAAGUCUGAACUUUAAUAAAAAUGUCAUU